UCUUUCUAUCUCCCUUACUUAUAUAUAUUUUUUCGGUAGCUACAAGGGAUAUCAUAUUCUAGUCCGUGAACUCAUUUUACAACAAUGGAGAGAAGCAAAAUACAAGGGCUUUAUGAUAUCUGCACUGAAGUCUUCUCGGACAAAGAACCCCCGACCUUCCAAAAGAUUCAAUGGUUGAGAAGUUUCUUAGAUACAAUAGAAGCCAUAGACGUAGGGAUCGACGAAUUCGACUCAGAAGGAUCUCCGCGUUCAUGGGUUAGUUGUCCUUCAAGUCCAGAGGGUUCCAGGGGAUUGAUUUCUGGGUUAGCAGUCACCGAGAUUACCUACAUUCACAUCUACGAAUCUGACGAUUUUUCGAUUGGCAUCUUUUGCUUCCCGGCGGGAAGCUCGCUUCCCUUGCACGACCAUCCCGGAAUGACGGUGCUAAGCAAGGUUUUGUACGGCUCCGUCUAUUGCAAAGCUUACGAUUGGCUGAAAGUAGACACGGCUAAUUGCAGAAUGAUUGGAUUAGCGAGUACGGUGAUGGAAGGCAUCAUCAAAGCUCCAAAACAAGCUUCCGUUCUAUUUCCCAGGAGUGGUGGAAACAUACAUUCCUUCACUGCAUUGACUCCUUGCGCCAUCUUGGAUGUCUUGUCUCCGCCUUACUCCGACGAGUUCGGGAGGCCGUCGACUUACUUCUCAGAUAUCCCUAUUCCUUCUCUUCCCGGUUAUGUAAUAUUGGAGGAGAGAGAUUUGCCUGAGGAUCUAGUUGUCACUGGGGCACCCUAUCUCGGCCCCCAACUCGUCACUGACGACGUGGAUGUGUGCUGACGACCAGCGCCUAGGAUCUUCAAAUAACGAUCUCAUCAUGUACAUGUUUGCUGUAUAGACAUAACUUCCUUUAGAGGGAGUGAGAGAGACAGAGAGACGGACAAAGACCAGAGUCCAUCAGGACAGGGAGUAGGGGUCGGCUUAUCUGUGUAAGAGUAAGAUCAGAUGAUAGUUCAUGGUGCAAACAAGGAGACAAUUAAUAUAGGAAUUGAUCCACUAUUAGCUCUUUUGUUUGUAAUAAAUUAAGCUGGUCUCGGGCGUUGUAUUGAACUUUGGAGAUGGAAACGUUUUGGGACUGGGCUGGGGCUGAGGCUGCAUCCACAGAAUAGAUUCCAAAACAAAUUUUGGCAAAAAUCUGCUUCAGUCAUGUGCUUAGGCUCACAGGAGAAACGCAAAAGGGUUGUAACCACUUGCCAGGUCACCGAUUCAAUUUCAAUCUGUAUUCACUUUGUA
Molecule: messenger RNA, 1263 nt
Organism: Nelumbo nucifera (sacred lotus)
Lineage: Eukaryota; Viridiplantae; Streptophyta; Magnoliopsida; Proteales; Nelumbonaceae
Product: plant cysteine oxidase 1-like
Molecular function (GO): oxidoreductase activity, acting on single donors with incorporation of molecular oxygen, incorporation of two atoms of oxygen
Source: RefSeq, a predicted model, not a curated record